This is a messenger RNA of Symbiodinium necroappetens, 645 nucleotides long. The record is from the annotation of a GenBank genome assembly. NCBI's taxonomy places the organism in Eukaryota, Dinophyceae, Suessiales, Symbiodiniaceae.
AUGGAUGCUGUUCAUGCAGAGAGGUCGAAGUUGGUCCAGCGGCAGAAGCAGCAGCGACAGGAGCUGGAGAAGAAAAUCAAGAAGCUCAAAGGUGCCAUGAAAGAGGCUGCACAGAAGGAGCUGGACGAGCUGGAGCAGCAACACGAGGCUGAACUGACCAGCUUCGAUGCGAACAAGGGUGUGGCGGAAGGCCCAAGCAAAGAAGUUAUGGCAGAAGGCGAUUCUUCUUCGAUUAUGCAGGAUGCGAAAAAGUUCCGUGAACGAAACUGGAGUGGGUUGUCCAAGAAAGAACUGGAGGAGGAAUGUGUUGCAAGAGGCCUGGGAAAGAAAGGCUCAAAGGAAGACCUUGUCCAGAAGCUCAUCAUCUUCCAGCAGGAGUUAGCCUCAAAGCUGGCAUCGGAGGAGGCCAAAGCUUCGACAGCUUCCAAAGGCUAUGCUGCCGCGGCACCAGCUGCAGCUAAAGCUGGCAAGGAUGACGAUGACGAAGAUGACGAGGAGGCAGAGGAAGACGAAGAUGACGACGAGGACGACGACGACGACGAAGACGAGGCUGACGAGGUAGACGCGGAGGAAAUGGAACGGCAGGGAAAGCGAGAAAAGGCAAUCCAGAAGGCGCUGCGAUUUCUCCUGACAGAGAAGUGCCCG